Messenger RNA from Pristis pectinata (smalltooth sawfish), 4481 nucleotides. RefSeq names its product valyl-tRNA synthetase 2, mitochondrial (gene vars2). The transcript has 29 exons. Bases 40 to 3228 code for a protein of 1062 amino acids. Lineage: Eukaryota; Metazoa; Chordata; Chondrichthyes; Rhinopristiformes; Pristidae. Gene Ontology annotation, cellular component: cytosol. The record is from RefSeq and is a predicted model, not a curated record. Gene Ontology annotation, molecular function: valine-tRNA ligase activity; aminoacyl-tRNA deacylase activity; ATP binding. Gene Ontology annotation, biological process: valyl-tRNA aminoacylation.
CCCGCCCCUUCCGGUCCCCGGCGGUGGCGGGCAGAGGUGAUGGCGGCGCCCGUGGGCCGGUGCUGCGGCCGGGCCGUCCUGCGGCAGGUCCGCUCCCCGACCCCGCACCGGGCCUGCAGCAGCCGCCCGGCCGCCGGGACCGCCUCCCGCAGCCCCGGCCGCCCGCGGGAGGAGAAGGAACGGCGGCUGCUGCGGCGGGAGGCGGUGCUGGAGGCCCGGGGAGGGGCCGGAGGGGACCGCGGCGAGCGAAAGUGGUCGGAGCCACCGGUGAUCACUUACGACGUGCCGACCAGUCCCGGAGAGAGGAAAGAUACCUCGGUCCCUUUGCCUGACUCCUACAGCCCCCAGUACGUGGAGGCUGCCUGGUACCCCUGGUGGGAGCAACAAGGCUUCUUCAAACCCGAGUAUCAUGCCCGACUGUCUCAGCGAGAGGACUCCACCUUCACCCUGUGUAUCCCCCCACCCAACGUCACCGGCUCCUUGCACCUGGGGCACGCGUUGACCGUCGCAAUCCAGGACGCUGUGGUUCGAUGGCAUCGGAUGCGGGGCUGCAAGGUGCUGUGGGUUCCGGGGUGUGAUCAUGCAGGAAUUGCCACCCAGGUGGUGGUGGAGAGGCAGCUGCAGCGGGAACGUGGGAUCAGCCGGCGGGACCUGUCCCGGGACCAGUUCCUGCAGGAGGUGUGGCGAUGGAAGGAGGAGAAGGGGGAAGAGAUCUACCGUCAGCUGCGCCGCCUGGGCUCCUCGCUGGACUGGGACCGGGCCAGCUUCACCAUGGACCCGGGUUUCUGCGAGGCGGUGACGGAGGCGUUUGUCCGUCUGCACGAGGCAGGCCUGGUGUACCGCAGCCAGGGGCUGGUGAACUGGUCAUGCGCUCUCAACUCUGCCAUUUCCGACAUCGAGGUGGAGAGCCGGCCCCUGAGAGGACGCACACACAUCUCGGUGCCGGGCUACCAGGAGAAGGUGGUCUUCGGAGAGCUGGUGAACUUUGCCUACCUGACCGAGGACGGGGGUGCGGAGAUUGUCGUGGCGACCACACGGCCGGAGACCAUGUUGGGGGAUGUGGCUGUGGCCGUGCACCCCGAGGACGAGCGCUACACGCACCUCCAGGGGAAGUGUGUCCGUCACCCGUUCACGGCGCGGCAGCUGCCCGUCCUCACCGACCCGCUGGUGGACCCCGGCUUCGGCACAGGUGCGGUGAAGGUGACUCCGGCCCACGACCACAUGGACCACCAGCUGGGGCUCCGACACCACCUCCCCCUCCUCACCGUCAUCCACGAGGACGGCACCAUGGUUGCCCAGGCUGGCGGCUGGCUGCAGGGUGUGAAGAGGUUCGACGCUCGGCAGCAGGUGAUGGCGGCACUGAUGGAGCGAGGCCUGUUCCGGGGAACGGAGGAACACCCCAUGGUGCUGCGGCUGUGCAGCCGGUCGGGGGAUGUGGUGGAGCCGCUCCUGAAGAGUCAGUGGUACGUGAGGUGUCGGGAACUGGCAGAGAGCGCCAUGGCGGCCGUGGAGAGCGGAGAGCUGACCUUCACCCCUGCCUCCCUGCAGAACACCUGGAACGGUUGGCUCUCGAACAUCAGUGAUUGGUGCGUGUCCCGCCAGCUGUGGUGGGGUCACCGGAUUCCAGCCUAUCGCGUCUCGCUCCCGGACUCGCCUGACCCAGAGCACAAUUCCGGCGAGCUGUGGGCAGUGGGCCGGACACAGGGCGAGGCCCGAGCGAAGGCUGCAAGGCAGCUUGGCCGGGAGGAGAGCGAGAUCACGCUGACGCAGGAUGCCGACGUUUUGGACACCUGGUUCUCCUCGGCGCUCUUCCCCUUCGCGGCUCUGGGAUGGCCACGGGAGACGGCUGACCUGCGAGACUUCUACCCCAGCUCGCUGCUGGAGACGGGCAGCGACCUCAUCUUCUUCUGGGUGGCCCGGAUGGUGAUGCUGGGCCGGGGGCUGACGGGACAGCUGCCGUUCCCACAGGUCCUCUUCCACCCACUGGUGAGGGAUGCCCACGGUCGGAAGAUGAGCAAGUCCCUGGGGAACGUCAUCGACCCUCUGGACGUGAUCAGUGGGAGCUCGCUGGAGGAGAGGCUGCGGGAGGGGAAUCUGGACCCUCGGGAGUGUCGCAUCGCCCUGGAGGGGCAGCGCCGGGAUUUUCCGCACGGGAUCCCUGAGUGCGGCACGGACGCCCUGCGCUUCACCCUGUGUUCCCACCGGUGUCAAGGAGAGGACAUUAACGUGGACGUUGCCUCCUUCCUGAGCGCCCGCCGGUUCUGUAACAAGAUCUGGAACGGCAUGAGGUUCACCUUGUCCGUCCUGCCCGAGAACUUCCACCCACUGCCGCUGGACGAGGUGCUGGGGACGGAGGGGAGCGCCGCCAUCGACCGCUGGGUGCUGGGGCGGCUGCACCGCACCGUCGCCGUGUGUGAGCGUGGCUUCCGGGAGCUCGACCUGUCGCUGGUCACCGGCGCCCUUCACCGCUUCUGGCUGCAUGACCUGUGUGACGUCUACCUGGAAUGUGUGAAGCCAGUGGUGCGGGGAGAGGGGGGCCGUGUGCGGGACCCAGCGCUCCAGACCCUCACCGCCUGCACCGACCUGUCCCUGCGGCUGCUCUCGCCCUUCAUGCCCUACCUGAGCGAGGAACUGUGGCAACGUCUCCCGGGCCGUGAGGGCCGGCCGGAACCCAGCAUCUGCCUCGCCCCCUACCCCACCCUCGGACAGCUGCCGGACUGGAGUUGUCCACAGCUGGAGUCGGACUUCCUCUUGGUGCAGGAAGUGGUGCGCGCGGUGAGGGCGCUGCGGGCUGAUUAUCAGCUGACCAAGGCUCGGCCGGAACUCUACGUAUCCUGCGGGGAGGAGGAGGCCGGCCGCCUGCAUCCCUUCCUCGGGCCCCUGCAGACCCUCUCCCGCUCCAGAUGGGCGCAGCUGCUGAGCCCCGGGGAGGGGCCGCCCCCGGGGUGCGCGGUCGCCGUGGUGAACCCGCGCUGUCGGCUCCACCUCCGGCUCCAGGGGGCCGUCGACCCGCGGAGGGAGCUGGCGAAGUUGGGGGAGAGGCGGCGGCGGCUGGAGGCGGAGCUGGAGACCGUCGUCAGCCGGACACGGACGGCCGGCUACAUGGAGAAGGUUCCAGAGAGGAUCCGGCUGGAGAACGCACGGAAGGUGGACGCCCUGCGGGCAGAGCUGCAGCAAGUGAGGGAGGCGGCGCAUGGGCUGGAGCAGCUGCAGGGCGGGGCGAGCUGAGGAGACGACCCCCACACCCCCUCCCCACCCGGUCCCAGAGGGGGACGGGACGGUGUGUGACCCACUGCCCCACCAGACGGGGUACUGUUGGUGUCCGUGUGCGGGGUUAGGACGGUCUCCCAGUGACGGGUUCUACAGUGAUGUUCCCAGCUCUGGGUCGGUCCCACACACAAGCUGGGCACUCGCCGUGGGUCAGACCGGCUGAGAUGAGCACCCCAGUCUCACUUCCUUCCUGGAUUCCUGUAGCUCCUCAAACCUCUCUCCCUGGAUUCCAUCCCGACCUCUGGCGCUGUCUGUAUGUGUGUGGAGUUUGCACCUUCUCUUUGUGAAGGCGCAGGUUCUCCUCCCUCCCCACAAUCCCCCCCCCGGGGCUCUGGUUUCCCCUCCCAUGUCCCAGCGACGUGCGGGUCGGUGGGUUAAUUGCCCCUGGCGCCUGGGUGAGUAGCAAAGCAAAUCCAAGGGGAGUGGCAGCCUUGUGAAGAUGGGCGUUACAGGGCUGUGGGGGGGGGGGGGGGGACAGGAACCUCCUGAGAGCUAGCAUGAACCUGCUGGGCCGAAUGGCCAAACAUAGAGUUGAUCAGGGACUGAUUCCGACGUGUGUGUCCGAGAAUCUUCCCCCAAACGUCCGACAUAUCUGGAAGCAGUGAUGCGGUGCCCCCCCCCCCCCCCCCGCCCUCUGCGUGAAGCAAUGCCUCCUGUGUUCAGUCCCAAAAGUCUGAUCUCCCCUCCCUGUUCUGGGAUAGACCUCCUUGUUCCAAUGUCUCCAACCUCAGGAAAUAGCCUCUCUGCAUCUCUCUGGUCGCCCUCACCAAUAUCCAGCCUCAGUGAGGCCCCCGUUCUCUGUCGACGUGGUCCCAACCUAGUGAUGGGCCUCGGGCAUCGACCCACUGAAACGUCUCCAACACAAAGUCUCUGUCCUGACGGGGAGACUGAAACGGCGGCCGGUCCACCAGCUGAUGCAUCUUCCGCCGUUGGACUUCAACCGCCUGGCAAUGAAGGCAAGGGUGUGGCUUGUUCUCUGAACCUGGAUCCCGAGUUCUGCCAGCCUGAAACAUUAGCUCUCCACAGCUGCCGCCUGCUCUGCUGCACAUUCCUGGUGUCCAGUUUGUCGGUUGUGGAUGUUGGGAAGGUGGAGGGGGGGAGCUGGGGCUGUGGUGAUGGAGCAGUGAGAACCUCUGUGGACUUUAAAAGUGGUUAAAAUCGGUGACGCCGAAUUAAAAUAAAACAUUUCUCACGAGAGGCCGCAGUGGAAA